This is a messenger RNA of Cooperia oncophora, 444 nucleotides long. The record is from the annotation of a GenBank genome assembly. NCBI's taxonomy places the organism in Eukaryota, Metazoa, Nematoda, Chromadorea, Rhabditida, Trichostrongylidae.
AUGCGGAUUUUCACAUAUAAACCGUAUGAAGCAUAUUUUCUUCUUCUCACCACCGGAAUGACGGCAAAUAAUGAAUUGUUAACACCGUCCGAUUCGGCCACCUCAAUUUAUGCCACGAAAUUGGCUCAGUAUGAGGAAUAUUUUGAUGCAACUACGUGCGGAUACGAUAAACAGUGUGUUCUACCGUCUGAGUGCUAUGGCGGAUGCAACGGGAUGGGUUUCUCUUACCAGGGCAAUGACUAUGUGAUCGAAUGUUCAGCACUUCCGAACCAGAAGUACAGCUUGAAGUUCUCCUAUAAUGACGCUACACCGAAAAAUGUCCGAAUUGCUGGUGAAGAGACAAUACGCUCCAACUACUUUUUAAAUGGCAUGGUUGGGUCCAACGAUGCUCAGCUUUACUGCACUGCAGUAGUAAACGUCUCUGGUUGGAGUGGAAGCGAUGAG